Molecule: messenger RNA, 1774 nt
Organism: Dictyostelium purpureum
Lineage: Eukaryota; Evosea; Eumycetozoa; Dictyosteliales; Dictyosteliaceae
Exons: 3
Source: RefSeq, a predicted model, not a curated record
GCUUCCAACACCGGCACCAGCUCAAAUAUCGGCACCAGCUCUAGCACCAACACCGGCACCAGCUCCAAUAUCGGCUCCAGCACCAGAUCCAGCCCCAGCACCAACACCGGCACCAGCUCCAAUAUCGGCUCCAGCACCAGAUCCAGCACCAGCCCCAACACCGGCACUAGCUCCAGAUCCAACACCGGCACUAGCUCCAAUAUCGGCUCCAGCACCAGAUCCAGCACCAGCUCCAAUAUCGGCUCCAACACCAGAUCCAGCACCAGCUCCAACACCGGCACCAGCACCAGCUCCAGAUCCAGCACCAGCUCCAACACCGGCACCAGCUCCAAUAUCGGCUCCAGCACCAGCUCCAACACCAGCUCCAAUAUCGGCUCCAACACCGGCACCAGCUCCAGAUCCAGCACUAGCUCCAAUAUCGGCUCCAACACCGGCACCAGCACUAGCUCCAACACCAGAUCCAGCACUAGCUCCAACACCGGCUCCAGCACUAGCUCCAACACCAGAUCCAGCUCCAGCUCCAACACCGGCACCAGCUCCAGCUCCAAUAUCGGCUCCAGCACCAGAUCCAACACCGGCACCAGCUCCAACACCGGCACCGGCACCAGCUCCAGAUCCAACACCGGCACCAGCUCCAGCCCCAACACCAGAUCCAGCACCAACUAUAGCAAUCACAGUUAUAUUCCACAACAACAACAACAACAACAACAACAACAACAACAACAACAACAACAACAACAACAACAACAAAAUUUUCAAUCAUCAAGGGCACAACAUAAUAAUUACCCAUCAUUUAAUAAAACCCAUUCACAAUAUUCAGCUGCUGUCUAGCUAUCCAUCCUUCAAUAGAGAACAAUCACGUUAUACUGCUGCAAAUAGUUCUCCAUCAGCCAAUUUUCCAAAUCAUUGUCCACAACAAACAUUUACACCUUCAAGGGGACAAAAUAAUAAUUACCCAACCUUUAAUAAAGACCAAUCACGUUAUUCUACCGCUAGCGAACCAAAAUCAGUAAAUACUCCACCAAAUAACGAACAAUCAUCAAAGUACCCAUCAUUUAACAAGGAGCAAUCUCGUUAUAAAUGUGAGAGUUCAUCAAAUAAAGCAGAAGAAGAGCGUAUUGAAAAGGAAAAAUUGGAAAAAGAAAAAUUGGAAAAAUUAGAGAGAGAGCGUAUUGAUAAAGAAAGAUUAGAGAAAAUACGUAUUGAAAAAGAAAAAAUCGAACAAGAUCGUAUUCAAAAAGAAAUUUUAGAAAAGCAAAGAUUAGAGAAUGAAAAAUUAGAAAAGGAGCGUUUAGAAAAAGAAAAUAACUCCGAGUGUUGUAUCUGUUACAUCAAAAUAGAUACCACUAAUGCCUCCUUUAUAGAUUGUUUUCAUAUGUUUUGCUAUGAUUGCAUCAGAAAAUGGUGCAUACAAAAUAAUACUUGUCCAUUAUGCAGAGUAGAAUUUAAUCAUAUUCAAAGAGAGGGUCAAGCCGCACAAUCAAUAUAUGAAGUAAGAAUGGAAUCAUUAAAUAAAGGUAACAAUUCUAAUGAUUCCGAUAAUGACUCCGAUAAUGAUUCCAAUUAUGAUUAUGAAUAUGAACCAGAUUCCCAAUCCCAUUCUGACCACAAUAAUAAUUCAUCUUCUGGAUUAGAUUUUAAUGAAUACGAUUACGAUUACGUUUAUGAUUCUCAUUUAAAUCAAUAUGUCCCAAAUGAAUUUUUAACAAAUAAUAACAAUUCAAUUGGUGGAUCAGAUUCCGAAGAAUCCGGUGAUUAUAUGGAUCUCGAUUAA